AAUGAAUUAUUGACCACGAAUGAUUCCAAUGUGCUAAAUGAAUGCAACGGGGAUGACGAAGAAGAUUUUAUAAAAAUUUAUUUUGCUUCUGGUACUGUAUUAAAACCUUCUCAACAACCGUAUGACUUGCGGUUGAAAAUUGUCGAUGCCAACAGACAACUGAAAAAUGAUAUAAUCGAUAAAGAUACAGUCAGUGUUUUAUCUAAAGUCAAAUUUGAUAAUACUGUUGUAGUUUUGGAUAGUUUUGAAGAUAUUGGUACCAUAUCUAUCGGUACAGAGAGACUUCGAGGUUCUGAAGAAAGAACAUCGAAUAAUAAUGUUAUUGAUCUAUGCAACAAUAAAAAUAUAGUUGAUGAUUCUGAACUAAUCAUAGCUAAAGUAGAUUUGAUGCCUAAUACAGAAGAAGACGAUCAGAAUGAUGUAGUGAUUUGUCCAACAAUCGAAAAAAAUCAGUCAACUCAGCAAGAAUACAAAGAUAAUGAGGAGAUAACAUCUUCAAGUGUUUCUUUUAGUCGAAGCUUUUCUUCAGACUCAGAAGAUCCACCGUUUUUUGUGAACAUUAUUGAAUCAGAUAAUGAGGUUGAAACAAUAUUAAACAGGGUUAAAGAGAUAGAAAGAGAUAGAAAGAGUCAGAGACCAGCUAUUGAUGAACAAGUAGAAAAUUUUCCAGAGUUAUUUACUCAUUCUCAAUAUAAAUUAUAUGAAAACAGCUCGGUAGGUGAUGAAAAAAAUUUCAAUGCAGGUGAUGAUGACAAUAUUUAUGUGCCUAAAAAAUUGGAUCCCGAAGAACUAAGAAAUAGAUUAAGGGAUUUAAAAAAAGAUCUUCAGAAGCAAACAGGAAGCAUAAAAUCGACAUCAACAAAGGGAAUAAAACAAUUGGUUCCUAAAAAAACAGUACUAAAGAAAGUGGAGCAAAAUCGCCAAGAAAUUCGGCCUCCUGUGAUUAACCGUAAUGGUAAUUUUUCUCGAUCUAUACAUAAACCCCAAGCUACUUAUUAUUUUGAAUUAGACUCCAGUGGUAAACUCAAGCCAUUGAAUAAAAACAAAGUAUACGAUGCUAAACACUCUAAAACUGUCAAAUUUUUCCAUAUCAACUUGAAGGCAGCUAAAAGUAGUAACGAAGUUACUAAACGAACAAGUAAAAUAUUACAACCGAAGUCGACAAACUCUGAUUUAUUUUUGGAAUUUCAGACCGAUAUAUCUGGUAAUAAAGGGGCACAACUCGUGAUAAAAAAAAAACCAGCCGAUAGUAUUCAACAAGUACAGUCAACAAGUGGCGGAUCGUCAAGAAAAUCUUCUAAUAGUAGUGGAGGUAGUGAUAGAUUGAGAUUGCCAGAUUAUAAUGGUUUAAGAUCGGAAUAUGGUCUGUCUGCCGAACAAUUAUUAGAAAGACGAAGAUUGAAAACGGAACGAGAACAGCGUAGAAAAGAAGUUCACCAGAAAAAAAUUGAACAAGAACAAAAAAGAAGAAUAGAAAAUGAAAAAAAUUUCUCUAAAUGGUUACAGCAGAAGAAACAACAAAAAAAACAAGCCAAACCUAGACAUUGUUAUCCAUUGAGUAGAUUGACUGUAUCAUCUGCAAGAACAUCAAUAAAAUUGUCCAACAAUGGAAGUUAUCGAAAAGGAUCGUUUGCUUUGGAAGAACUUUUGAAAAUUAAAGAUAACAAAGAAUGGUUAAAGUUAUAGAAAAUAUUGUAAUUACAUUUCAUUUCUACAUAAUGAAUCUACUAGAUAAAAAAUACAAAGAAAUAACUUUAAUGGUCAAAUGUGAUAUGAUUUAUUUAAAUUAGAGGAGGAAAAGUAGGCUAUUACCGGUUCUUGUUUAUCAAUAAUUAAAAAAACUAAGUAAUUAAAUUAUAAGUUUAUUUUGCAAAAUAUUAUAAUUAUGAGUCAAAAAUCUAUUUAAAAGUAUUAAACCUUUUCGCACGUUGGCCUUGAACAAAAAAUUACAUUUUUAGAAAUAAUUCCAUGAAAACUUUAAAAAAAAAUUUAUUAUACUUUUCAAAAUAAUUAAGUUAUGGUUUAUAAUACCAUCAUAUUUUAUAUACAAAAAAAAAAAGUAUAAUCAGUUUAAUAUUACAACAUGA
Molecule: messenger RNA, 2087 nt
Organism: Daktulosphaira vitifoliae (grape phylloxera)
Lineage: Eukaryota; Metazoa; Arthropoda; Insecta; Hemiptera; Phylloxeridae
Product: coiled-coil domain-containing protein 181-like
Exons: 4
Molecular function (GO): microtubule binding
Source: RefSeq, a predicted model, not a curated record